AUGACACAGAUCCUAGAGACACUGAAGUCUUUAGAGAGAAGAGCCACAGAGGGGACCCCUACUCAAGCACCUCCAGCACAACCCACUCCUACCUAUCCACCAGGUUUCACCCCUACACAAGGACCGUCCCAAAGUUUUCCUCCUCAUGAAACAAUGGUGCCUUUGACCUUACAUGUAGAAAGGUCUCCACAACAAGCUUUCAAUCAACAAGAUGUCCAAUUUCCCCCAUAUGGCCUUCCUCAUGGUUAUACACCACCGAUAGCUGAGAACCCACCAAACAUUAGCCAGCCACCAAACCAACCGAUCCACCACCAACCACAAAUCACUAAUCCUAACCUUAAUGGAAACCCAGCCAUAUCACCAUUCCAUUCCCAUAAGACCUUAGAAGAACCCUAG
Molecule: messenger RNA, 396 nt
Organism: Abrus precatorius (Indian licorice)
Lineage: Eukaryota; Viridiplantae; Streptophyta; Magnoliopsida; Fabales; Fabaceae
Product: early nodulin-75-like
Exons: 1
Coding region: 1-396 (131 amino acids)
Source: RefSeq, a predicted model, not a curated record